AUGCCUGCGCUCGCUUCUGCAGAGGUAGCAAACGCCUUGAAAGACCUUGAAACAUCUCCCAACAACAACAAAGCGUCCGCCUACAAUGAUCUGCUUGACAAGAUUGUAUCCACUAGCUUGCCGGAUACUCUAGCAUCCAAUCUUCAAGCCUACCUAGAAUCUCUCCUCGGCGAGUCCCUCGGCAUCGUAGCCUCGAGACCUCUCCUUGCAUCCUUCGUAACCCGCUUCCGGUCAUUGAACAAUCCCGAUGUCCAGAUCGAGGUGGGGACGCACGCGUUAGAGCUCCUGCAGCCCAAGGUCGUGUCCUACGAAGAGCAAGACACCCAGAUCAAAGAGAUACUAGCCAGCGCGUACGAGACACAGGAAGAUUUCACCUCCUCCGCGAAGGUCCUACAGAGCAUCACUUUGGACAGCAGUCAGCGAGCGGUGUCCGCGGACGACAAAGCGAAGAUAUGGACAAGGAUCGUGAGGUGCUACCUCGAGGAAGACGAUCCCACAUCGGCUAUGAGCUACUUGAACCGCGUCAAGAAUGUCCUUUUUGAAGUCACAGACAAGGAAACGCGGCUGAAGUUCGCGUUGAGUCAAGCGCGAAUCCUUGACUCGCAGCGAAGUUUCCUCGAGGCCAGCCAGAGCUAUCACAGCAUCAGCUUCGAGAGCAUAGUCGACGAGGAGGAGCGGCUCCAGGCGCUGUCUGCAGCCAUUGUUUGCGCCGUUCUUGCGCCUGCUGGGCCGCAGCGGGCAAGAACUUUGGCCAGGUUAUACAAAGACGACCGCGCUUCCCAGGUAGAAGAGUUCAGCAUCCUGGAGAAGAUCUUUCUUGACCGCCUGCUCUCGCCCUCGGAAGUUGCCGCUUUCGCGUCGAAGCUUCAACCGCAUCAGCUGGCAAAGACCGCCGAUGGCUCAACAGUGUUAGAAAAGGCUGUCCUCGAACACAACCUUCUGGCUACGUCGCGUCUCUACAACAAUAUCGGCAUCGCACAGCUUGGUGAUCUUCUAGGUGUGGAUGCUGACCGAGCAGAAGGCUAUGCGGCGCAGAUGAUUGAGCAGGGCCGUCUGGCAGGGUAUAUCGAUCAAAUCGAUGCCGUCGUCUUCUUUGAGGGCGAGGGAAGCGGGGAGAGGAAGCGAGGACAAGCGGAAAGGCUUGUGGGGAGGGAGAUCAGGAAGUGGGAUGCCAACGUGCAAGGUCUGGCGGAAGAGGUAGAGAGGGUUGCAACGAUGAUCCAGAGCAAAUAUCCGGAGUUUUACGCGGCGCAUAUGAGUGUAGCCUGA
Messenger RNA from Coniosporium apollinis CBS 100218, 1269 nucleotides. RefSeq lists its product as uncharacterized. The record is from RefSeq and is a predicted model, not a curated record. Bases 1 to 1269 code for a protein of 422 amino acids. Lineage: Eukaryota; Fungi; Ascomycota; Dothideomycetes. Gene Ontology annotation, cellular component: COP9 signalosome; cytosol. The transcript has 2 exons.